AAAAAAGAAUAAUACAUCGUUUUCCUGAUGCAUUGCCCCGUCAAGCUGUUCUCAUACAUUUGAUUCUAUACUCUACGGUAUGAUAAUUAUAAGCUUGUUGACAACUCUGGAUCUUUCCUUCAUUUGGAAGAAACACAAGGAUUAUGGGUAGCAUAACAGAAGAACAAUUGUUUCAUCAGAGGAUCAUAGAUUUCACUGAAUUAAGGCCGCCAGCCUCUCCCAUCUCAGCUCCAUCUUCAAAACCUCUGUCUCCCAUGGAUCACCCCCCAUAUCUCACCUUACUGCAGGAGAUACUUGGAAGGGCCACAGAGGAUGAGGUUAAGGUCUGUGAGAAAAUAUUGAGAGAUGUCGAAAUGGCAUGGGAACCUACUAAUCUGAAUAAAUGGUUAGUGACAACACUGAAAAUGGAUGGUUAUGAAGCUUCUCUCUGCAAAACUUCGUGGGUUUCCACUUUUGGUCUCUCCAAAUGUCCUCCAAAGUUUUGGAAUUCACAGGUCAUUCAUCAUUAUGAAUAUAUUGAUGUGAUGGUGAGAGAUAAAAGUAGUGGGAGAGCAACGAGGCUGAUUGUAGAUAUGGACUUUAGGUCACAGUUUGAGGUGGCAAGGGCUACAGCGGCCUACAAGGAGCUCACCAACGCUAUCCCUUCAGUGUUUGUUGGGAGUGAAGAAAGACUCAACAAGAUAAUCUCUCUGCUUUGCUCAGCUGCAAAGCGAUCGCUGAGAGAGAGUCGCCUCCACGUUCCUCCCUGGAGAAAAGCCACCUACAUGAAGGCCAAAUGGCUUUCCAAAGACUGCAAGAAAGUCUCCGCCUCACCCAACAUGGAUUUGGGUGUCGUGGGUUGACUGAGUCAAUGAAGAAUUAACCAACUACUUAUAAUUAACACACUGUGAUCACUGAUCUGAAUAUGGAGGCUUUUUUACCCUUUCAAGUGAAUUUGGACUUUUGAGUUUAUUUUGUUUGGGAAGACCUCAGUUUUUAGUUUUAGGUCUUUUUCUCUUUCAGUUUGUAUGGUUUUUGAAUAGCAGCUAUAUAGCAAUGGAUAUAUAACAGGAGACCAUAAUAACUCUAUCCAUAAAAAUUCCUGGCCAUAGAAUCUGCUGCUGAUGAUGGAGUCUAUAUAAUAUUCUCUUGUCCUUGAAGGGAUGCCUUAGUGUGAUACUUGCUAUUCAAAUU
Molecule: messenger RNA, 1173 nt
Organism: Alnus glutinosa
Lineage: Eukaryota; Viridiplantae; Streptophyta; Magnoliopsida; Fagales; Betulaceae
Exons: 3
Coding region: 144-842 (232 amino acids)
Source: RefSeq, a predicted model, not a curated record